Messenger RNA from Trematosphaeria pertusa, 1492 nucleotides. RefSeq lists its product as uncharacterized. The record is from RefSeq and is a predicted model, not a curated record. Lineage: Eukaryota; Fungi; Ascomycota; Dothideomycetes; Pleosporales; Trematosphaeriaceae. The transcript is spliced from 2 exons. The coding region runs from base 114 to 1388 and encodes 424 amino acids.
GGAGGCCUCACGACCAAAAUUCCGAACGCCUCAGCAUCCACGGCAUCACCACGUUCAAGAUCUCCGACUCCCGUCUUCGGUAACUCCCACUUCCUCCACCAUCUCGCAUCUCCAUGCCUCCCUCAUUGCAGACGCCACGCUCCGAUACCCGCGCCCUUAGAAACGUCACGCCGCCCUCGCCCUCGCUGUCGCUGUCGCCGUCCAGCGUCGACGCCGUCUCCCCAGCGGAGGGUGCGCCUUUCGCCGGACCGCCUACACCACCCACAACCGCCGACGGCAAGGGUUCCGCGCAGGCACGCAUUGUCAUCGAGUACUUGCGCGAUCUCCAAUACGGCCGACGGCGAGCGAGCGAGAGCGGGCGGGCGUGCAAUCGUUUCGAGCUUGCCGCCGGCGAGUACGAAGAGGUCCUGCGGCGGCUGGAACGAGAUGUUGAGCUGCGCGGCUUUGUCGAGGACAAGGUGCGAUACGACUAUCACGGGCAAGGGGGUAGACUGGAGAUCCGGAUGGUUAGCGCGGCACACGAAUCGUUCCGCGCGGGUUUAAAGAACGAGAUCGUCGCCUGGCUCAACGAGGUCGAGCAGAAGGAGGGGACACGCGAUGAUAUGAAGGAGUUUGUCAAGGAGGUUCGCAAGGACACCGGGUCGCCAACGUACGAGUUUCCGCCGGGGAAAAAGCUCGUUACAUACACGCCCGACAUUGUCUUCCGCCACCGCCGCGACGCCUUACCCAGCGUCAUCAUCGAAGUCGCCUACAGCCGGUCAGGAAAAGCGCUGCGUCGGCUCGCCUACAACUAUCUCAUGGAGUCCAACACGAGCGUGCAGGUAGUAGUAGGCAUCGACAUCAAGCAACGUUCGAGUCGCAAGGCCACCUUCUCCGUGUGGCGCAUCAAGGUCGACGACAGCACCAAGGAGCUGAUACUGGACACACAGGUUCACGACCGAGAGUUCCGCGGUGAAGAUGGGAAGCCUAUGGACCACAGCCCGCUCACCCUGGCGCUCCGCGACUUCGCGACCAAACGAACGGCCGACCAGAUGCUCACGGGCGACGCCUGCGAAGACGUACAUUUCUCGAUCCCGAUGGCGCGCCUCUGUGCGCUCCUCAGCACAGCAGAGAAGGACCAGGCGGACACGGAUGAGGCCAAGACAGGUGGCGCCUCUCUCGCGAUGGACGAACUGCCGAAAGGGUUCAGGAAGCGCCCUCUGUCCGAGUCUCCGCCCCCUCAGCUUGGGGCCGAGGCUGAGGCCGCGAUCCGGAAGGACGAGGAGCGUGCGGCGGAGCGUGUGAACCGCGGAGAUCGGGCAUAUUCAGCCAGGGUUUCGAAAGAGCUUCCUCAGCGCGAGUCUCACUCCCGCGACGCGAAGAAGCGAGCACCAGCACCUUCUGGAUGAGCGUUUGUUGCUCGUAGCGACGAGAACUCCCACCGCAAGCACCACUACCACUAAUAUCUCAACAACACGCCUCAGUCAGAGCACCGGAACUGGCGCGCGUGGAA